Molecule: messenger RNA, 4833 nt
Organism: Anoplophora glabripennis (Asian longhorned beetle)
Lineage: Eukaryota; Metazoa; Arthropoda; Insecta; Coleoptera; Cerambycidae
Gene: srl
Exons: 10
Coding region: 518-3259 (913 amino acids)
Biological process (GO): positive regulation of transcription by RNA polymerase II
Cellular component (GO): nucleus
Molecular function (GO): transcription factor binding; RNA binding
Source: RefSeq, a predicted model, not a curated record
UUGAUUCACGUGUGACAAUUUUUAGUUUGAAAACAAAUCUUCGGCAAAGGAGGGUUGCUAAUGAACGAAGAAUAAAUCAAAACAAAAUUUUGAUUGUCCAGCUAUCGUACCCAGUUGAAAUCGCCACCAUUUCUUUUGUAACUUGUUAGUAAUUUGGAAAAAUAUGUAUACUUUCCCCUUAUAACCUAAAAACUCAAGGUGGUUCCUAUGAAGUAAAAAAAUUGAAUAAAUAUAUCAGAUAACUAUUGGAUGUGGUGUAUUUAUGGUGUAUUGAAGUGAGAUCUAUAGUUCAACAAUAUUUUUGGUGUAUGAAAUGUAAAAAAUUUGAAGUUGUGUUACUUUCCAUUUUAUAACCUAAAAGGCAUGUUGCAUCUCUUUAUGUAAAUUGUUGUUCUAAGAAUUCCCUACAUUCCUCGGAUUAAGUGCAGUUUUGAUCUACAGUGCAGCAGUGUUUUUUGUGGACAUAAUCUUGAUUAUUAUGAAUAGUUUUGAUUUGUGAAUGCUAUAACCACCCAUUAUGGAGCUACAAAUGUGUUUGGAGAAGGAGCAGUUCUCCAGUUUAAACUCUCAUCAAUACUCAUACAAUUACACUAAUGAUUCUACUAAUAAUAUGGAUUCUAUACAAAGUCUUUCUGUGAGUGAUAUGUAUGCAUGGGAAAUGGAAAAUGAAAAAGAGAUAAACGGUGACUUGGCUUUAAUCCCUGAAUUGAGCGAUAAUUCUCGUGAGUCGAUGAACAAAAUUAUUGAUUCCCCUCCAACGGUAGAUUUACAUAGGUUGAUGAAUGAAUUACAGGACUUUAUUAGCAUCGAUCCGGUUAGCAUGUUGCCUAUUGAGGAUAAUUUUAUGCAUCCAUUACACGAAAACAAUGAUAGUCUCAUUCAACAAGAACACCCACAUAUGGGAGAUCCUUUUAAUAUAUCAACAAGUAGCACAUUUGAUUUAACAAAAUACUUAACGGAGGAAGAGCCCAAACCUCAACUAAUAUCCGAACAAAUUAAUAUCGCAGAGAGAAAACCUAGAGCGGGAGUUAAAAAAAUUGACCUAAAAGCUCAAAAAUAUAUCGUAAAUAAUGAUGGCGAAGAUAACAGUGACCCAGAAGAAGAAGAAGAAGAAGGAACACACUCCUUAAUUCAGGAUACGCCAGUCCUCGAGGCUUGUGACCUUUAUAGUUUACUCGAGCAGUUUGAGGCAACAGAAAUGCCAGAUUUACCAUCAGUUUUCAUGGAAGAUAAUGUUAAUUUGACUACUAGUAGUGGACGUAUUGUUAUUAAAAAAGAAAAAAGUGACGACGCCUUCUUAAAACAAGAUGGUAUAUGUUUAUCAAAUAUAACCAAAAUCGAAAAAUUAGAUGAGGAAGUAAAAGUUGAUGUAGAAAAGGUAAAAUCUGAACCCACUAUUUUUAUAAAAAAUGAAGCCAAGACGGAACUGGUUGCUGCAGAAGACAUAAAUGCCACAUUCAAACAAAUUAAAGAUAUACCACACCACCCCAUAAAAACUGAAGACAAAACACCCAUAGAGGUGACACCAAUAACACAUCAAACCGUAACACCCUCACUUGAAAAUCGCAAGAAUCAGACAAAUCGGUCACAAGAAACUGUUUCUCAUAAUACGAUUAAUACUUUAUACCCAGUCCAAGAUUCGACUACCUCUUCAACAGAAUCUGUGCAUGUCCAGAACAGAAAGGUACUCAACGAAUUACCUCAAGAUCUCAUUUCUCGUAUUAAAGAGUCCAGAAAACGUAAAACGAUAGCCGUGAUACCACCGAUUCCUAAUAAAAAACGCGGAGGUCCGAAGGUGCAGGAAAACACUAUCCAAGUCAUUCCAAAUAAGUCACUAAAGGUAGAAACAGUAAAUAGCAUUAGUUUAGACCAUGAUUAUUGCUCCAAGCCUUACCACGAACAGCCUAAAAGAGAACAGACUUUCACUACUAUAGAAGACGAUGAACGUGCUAUAAUGAUGAAACAGCCAAUGGUUAAAAAUGCCGAUGGAAAAUUAAUGGUUUCUCUGUUAAAGGUGAACACUAUACACGGUAACGAUAUGUGCCAAAAGAAGAAAUUAGAUAUCGAGGAGUACAAAAAACGAAGGGAAGGCAAGAUAAAACUCCAAGGUUCUCAAAAUAAUUCGGCGAGCAGCAGUUCUUGCAGUUCCCCCGUACCAGAAGACGAAAACACGAGAAUUUUGAAGCAUCAAGAGAAAUUGAUGAGGAUGGCCAUGGAGGUGUUAAACACACGUCCCAAAUCAGAAAAGAAACAGAACCCAAGUCUGCCAGUGGUACCUCCUACUGAAACUCAGAUACCUUCCGAUAUAGAGAAAAAGACGUUUGUGAGCAUCGGUGUCAACACCGAAUUUAAAAUAUAUAAAAAUCUAGAUCCCGUCACACCUGUUCAGCAGUUAGAAGAGAUCAAACCUCUCUUGGAAAAGGCUAGCGACAAAUUUAAUUGCAAUUCUCUCAUAACAUCCCUGAUAGAAAACAUACCGAAAGUUAUAAAUAAUAGUUUGGAUGUUGACGUAAAGAAAACGAGUUCCAGCACUGAACAUGGCGAGGACAAGACGAUAGUUUACUUACCUAAAAAUAGAAUACCCAUAAAGACUAACACCGUUGAAGUUCAGACAAAUAUCUCCCUUAUUCAACAAACAAAAGAGAGCAGAUAUAGGAGAAGGAGAGACUCCUCCAGCAGCUCUUCCUCCAGCACAAGUAAAAAUAGUAAACGAUCCUCUCACUACAGCAGGAGGCGCAAGAAUUCAGAUUGCUCCUGUAGUAGUUCUAAGAGUUCUAAAAGCUCCUACUACACCUCGAGGUCACGUUCUAGAUCGAGGUCCAGGUCCCGAACCCCUCCGAGGUACGCCCACUGGGAACAGGAACGGUUCCGGGAAGUGGAAGAACGUCGUGUUGUGUACGUCGGUCGUAUCUCUAGUAAUACCACCAGAGAACAACUAAGAGAGCGAUUUGAGCGGUUCGGUCCGAUAACCAACAUCAGCCUGCAUUUCCGGGACCAUGGGUACUUAGACAAUUAUGGAUUUGUCACGUUCGCAAAUCAGUAUGAUGCCUUCGAGGCGAUAGAACAUGCUAACGAUGAUCCAUACCAUCCCAAGUACGACUUGAGUUUUGGUGGUCGCAGGCAGUUCUGUAUAACGUCUUAUUCCGAUCUGGACAAUAUGCGAGAUGAAACCACUUACUACCCUGUCCCCGCGGUGGAGGAUUCUUUCGAUGCGCUGUUGAAGGAAGCACAGGAGAAGCUGCGCCGUCGCAAAUUUUGACGUUUGUUAAAGACACCCCAAGUUUUAGACCAAAUUAUGCAUUUCCGUUUCCCCAUAAGAACAGAAUCACCGUUUGAGUUCCUUAUUUAUUUUUGUACAUAUUUGAUAAUAAUUUAUUCGCGAUUUAGUUAAGGAUGGCAGAUUCCCUUGGAGUAUACGGCAGUGAAAUUUCGCAGGAAAUUUUGGGCGUGCUCGGGAACAGGAGUUUUCUCCGAGUACUAGUACGGGUAAGAAAAAUCUGAAUCUUUGUUGUAUAUAUUAUUACCUAUAUAUUAUGCAAGUUAUUUAAUUGGUUAUUGGUAGGAUAGAUUAGUAUGUAUCGCCUAAAAUUCAUAUUUUUGUUUGAAUGGCCAAUUUUGUAUUGUACAUAAUUGUAAUGAAGAAACAUUGGAUGUAAAUGCGGCUUGCAGUUCUUACUUUUUGCUUUUAUUCAUGAAAUAGUUUUAUGUGAAAAUGUGGCAGCUACAUUACUAUUUUCAAGUUUUGUUACUUACAAUUAGAGUUGUAAAUUUAUAAAAUUAUAUAACAUAACCUAAUUACUGUUGGUUGUCAAAAUUAUGUCCUACAGCUGUCAAAAUUAAUAGUACCAACUGUUAAUUUGCAAUGCCAACUGUAAUUUUAUAUUGAAUUGUAAUUGUUUCAGUGAACAGCUAGCUAUUAGUUAUGAAAUAAAGCAAAAUACUGAAAUAAAUUGUCCACACAUGUUGGUAGGUUAUAUAUAACUUUAUGAAAUAACAAAUGUUUCUUCAUGUAUGUGUUUUCAACACUUCAUUAUUAAAAUUGUGAUACUUGAAUUAACUUUUUGUACAUUCUCAGCAUUUCUUUAUUGUAUGAUAUCAUAUCGAGUUCUUUAAUUUUUUGUAAGUAAUUAUCAUAUAUAUAUUAAUAACAAAUCAUUUUUUGUAAGUUUCAGUAGUUUCUCGUCAGAUGAUAUUUAAAACAGUUCUUCCGUAUAUACUUUUAGGACGUUUUAAUAACAUUUGAAUUCACCUUUACCUAUUUCGUUUAUUCCUUUCAUCCACUUAUUACUCAUGACUUACGUUUGAAUUUUUUCUACAUCCAGCAUUAUUUUAUUUCCGAGUAAAGUUUUUGUAUAUUUAAUUUUUGGAAAUAUUUCAAUACAAAGUAAAAAUCUAAUUUUUUACCAUUUUCUUUGUAUAAUGGCUUUGCAUAAGUAUUUUUAUAGAUACAUGCAAUAAAGCUGUUUAAAAUCUUAAGCUUGCACAAGCCCUUAUGCUUAUUAAUUUAAUGAAAAUUAGAGGCAAAAUUUUGUAUGUGCCAUCGCUAGGUCAGUUAAGUUUAGGAGAAGUGAGAAGUCAUGACAAAUUAAUUCUUUACUCUAAAUAUUACGAGAUUAUUUGUAAGUCUACGUGUUGAGAGUACAGCUAAAGGGGAAGUGGCAUUUUUUUGUAUAUAUAGAACUUAACCAGGUUUCUCUUAACUUAGCGUCAUGGGAACCAAUAUUUUGUUUAUAAUUUUUGCAGCAAUUAUAGGUAUUUAUUUCCCCGACAGAGCUGUGUAUUUUGUAUUGAAUUAUUUUUGUUAAAAGCUGAAUAAACGUAUUAACAGAAAAU